UCUUUUCUACCACGCUCCACAAUAUAGACUAUGGCAGUUUGAAUGUCGGACAUCUUUAUGACUAUCUUUGUUGGACCUUGAAUAAUGUAACUUAUUUUUCCGUUAUGAUAAAACGUUUUCCUAGGUUGUACAGCGUAGCAGGCAAUUUUUACCCCUCAACCUCCAACUGGUUCGGCGACGGCGUAUAGACUGUAAGGUUCGGUGGCAGAGGGAGGGGCGCGAUUGAAUAAAACGGGAAGUGAUGUGAAGUUGGUUGAGUAAACGAGUUCUUGGGCAAGGAAUAAUCGCUCAAGACCAGCGAAGUUCGUUAGAUAAAGGCCAAAGCAAAUAUUUCACAUAUUAGUUGAAACUCGGUGAAUAUCAUACAUUACUGCGUCGAAGAAUCCAACAGCCCGCAACAGUGACGCACUAAACUCUAGUGGUCAGAAAUCAACGCUCACUAUGUCUGAUGGGGACUAUGAUUACCUCAUCAAGUUCCUAGCCCUGGGAGAUUCAGGGGUGGGAAAAACAAGCUUUCUCUACCAGUACACGGAUGCGAAGUUUAACUCUAAGUUCAUCACCACUGUGGGAAUUGACUUCAGAGAAAGACGAGUGGUGUACAAAUCAAAUGGCCCAGAUGGCACAGCAGGCAGAGGUCAGAGAAUUCACCUUCAGUUGUGGGACACCGCUGGACAGGAAAGGUUUCGGAGUUUAACAACAGCAUUCUUCAGAGAUGCCAUGGGUUUCCUGCUCUUGUUCGACCUUACUAACGAGCAGAGUUUCCUCAAUGUCCGAAACUGGAUGAGUCAAUUACAGAUGCACGCGUAUUGUGAGAACCCAGACAUAGUCCUUUGUGGGAACAAGUCUGACUUGGAGGACCAGAGGGCAGUCAAGGAGAGUGAGGCUCGGGAGCUGGCGGAGAAGUAUGGAAUUCCAUACUUUGAGACCAGCGCAGCAAAUGGAGAGAACGUGAGCCAGGCUGUGGAUGUUCUGCUUGACCUCAUCAUGAAGAGAAUGGAGCGCUGCGUGGAUAAGUCCUGGAUCCCCGACGGCACCGUGCGCUCCAAUGGCCACAGCACCACAGACAUCACGGAUACAAAUGAACCUGAAAAAGGCAAAUGUGCCUGUUAGACUCCAAAGAAUAAUCACCUUUAGUGUCUCCCCUUUUAUCAUUGGAUUGGACAGAAAUAUGAGCGAGGUUACCCUGAUAUUUUAUUAAUAUUGAUAAAGGAAUGUCUGAGAACAUACAUGGAUGGUGAAUGCAUCUAAUGGCAACUGUUAUCAUUCUACUCUCAUAUACGUACAGUACUUUAUACCGCUGCAUUAUGAUUCUGUUUUUAUCUUCAAGUGAUUGUUAUAUUGUAGCUUAGACACUGUUUAUUCCUCACAGUCAAAAGUGCCUUAAGAUUUUUUGCAUUUGAUGUUAUGUGCAAUGAAAAAAAACUAGCCUUAACGUGGAUUGUCCUCAAAAAUGUUAUCAAGAAAACAGCUGUACUUCCAAGCAGGUUAUUGUGAUGUAAUCGAUGCACCUCGCAGAGCACUCUUAAAUCCUGGACCCAUUGCUCUACUGAAAAGCUAACAUUUGGAGCUCAUUCAAGUCAUUGAUGUACACAUUUUGUGGUACAUUUCACAGGAGUUAGCCUGUCUAGACAUCUUGGAUGUAUAUUUGCCAAGUUUAGUUCCACAGAUAUGUUUUUGAAAAUUGUCUUCUCUGGGCCUCAGGUCUACUGUAUUGUCUGCAACACUGUAUCAUUGCCAACACUCUUUAUGCCAAAUAUGGACACCAAAUUCUUUAUUCCAGAAAAAAUAAAUAUAUUUUAUUAUUUAUUGAAA
Molecule: messenger RNA, 1812 nt
Organism: Clupea harengus (Atlantic herring)
Lineage: Eukaryota; Metazoa; Chordata; Actinopteri; Clupeiformes; Clupeidae
Gene: rab27a
Product: RAB27A, member RAS oncogene family
Molecular function (GO): GTP binding; GTPase activity
Source: RefSeq, a predicted model, not a curated record